GCGAACCGCACCAGAGUCCGUUUGGAAGCGGACCGAGACCACCUCAAAAAGUGGGUCUCGGUCCGGUUGUUUGGUCCGGACCAGGGUUCGUUUGAAUGUAUUUACACCUCCGCAAAAGAUCCGGAACAAGGGGGGAAACGAACUCUGGUCCGUUUAUAGCGUUUAAAGUGGCAAGUGUAAAUACACCCUCAGAGAAGGACGGACUAUUCAGAGAGAGAGAGGAGGCUGGGAUUUCUUUUAAAACACUCCCUUCAUCGUCCUGCCCCAUUUUUUUUUUCAUGAUUUGUACACUUGUUUCUCCGAAGACAUCUUCACUGUGUUUUCCUUCUAUUUACUUAGAGCUGUUGAGAGAUAUAGACCGUUUUCUUACUUUCGCUUGGACGUGAACAGAAAGCUAGGUUUCGCCUUCGACGGGUCCUCCUGCUGCAGGGUUGUUCUGUCUUCAGUAUUACUGUGGAAAGCUUGUGAAGAAAGGAAAGAAGCAAACAGUCACAUGAGAAGGCUCUGGGGAGAAUAUUUGUCCCCCCGCCUUCUAAUGGCCACCCAGGCAGUUUCCAUGGACCAGGUAUGACUGUCAACCACCACAAAAAUCCAACUCUCCACCAGCUUCUUCUUCAUACAGAACAGCAAGCUUGAGAUGAGCCAUAUCUCAUCACAUACCAACUAGACCCGGCGCGCUGCAGAUGGAUGAGCUUGACGGCCAGCGGGUGAAGCUUUUCACUGAUGACCCUGGAUUGUUGGCUCCUUCCUUGGCUGAGGCAAUCAACCUAGAAGACUGCCAUUAUGCUCAGCUGCAAGCUGAUCUUGAGUGGGAUGCCCACAAUCUGGAGGCGGAGUCCUGGAGCUUGGCUGUGGACCAGAACUACCUGAUGUCCAUGAACAAAGAGGCUGGUAAAAGGCAGGACGUCAUCUACGAGUUGAUCCAGACGGAGAUGCACCAUGUGCGCACCUUAAAAAUCCUUUUCCACAUCUACAUGUACGAGCUGAAGCAGUCUCUUCUCGUAGACGAUGCUUGGCUGGAAAAGCUCUUCCCCGGCGUGGAGGUUCUCCUCAGCCUCCACAUGCACUUCUUUAACUUCCUCAAACUCCGUCAAAAGCAGAGUCAGGACGAGGAAAAUCCAAAUAACUUCUGCAUCACGCAGCUGGGGGAUAUCCUCAUCAAUCAGUUUUCAGGUAAUCUGGGAGAACAGAUGAUGGUGGUUUACAGCCAUUUUUGCAGCCAUCACAGCGAAGCUGUCAACUUCUACAAAGAACAGACGCAGAACAACAAGAAGCUGCAGAUUCUGAUUAGAAAAAUCGAUCAGCUGCCUCUUGUGCGAAGAUUAACAAUUCCUGAAUGCUUCUUGCUGGUGACUCAACGCAUCACAAAAUAUCCCAUCCUGCUUGAACGAAUCAUCCAGAACACAGAUGCCGACACAGAUGAGUGUAAACAUCUGGAGAACGCUUUGGAGCUGAUCAAGCACACCAUCUCCCAGGUUAACACUCAGGUGAGUGAAUAUGACAAGAUUGCCCGCAUCAGAGAGAUCAGCUAUCGGCUGGAGCCAAAGACUCCGAUCCGGCUGAUGGAUGACCAGUGGUUCCGUAGAGAGGAUCUGAUCCAGGGCAACAAGACGCUGCUGUAUGAAGGAGCCCUUACCUGGAGGUCCUCUGGUAAACAGAAAGCAAUCCAGGCGGUGCUGCUGUCUGACAUGCUCCUUCUGUUACAAGAGAAAGAUCAGAAGCUUGUGUUAGCAGCCAUGGAUAACAAGCCACCGGUGAUCUUCCUGCAGAGAGUGAUCGUCAGGGAAGUGGCCCAUGAGGAAAAAGGCAUGUACAUCAUCUGUGCGUCUACCUCUGGUUUGGCCGGAAUGUAUGAGCUCCACACCGGCUCCAAAGAUGAGUGCCAAACCUGGAUUAACCUCAUACGCGAGGCUGUGGAUUGUUACAGAGAUAAUGAAAUGCACAGUGAAAUGAUGGCUAAACUGCAGUGUUUUCAAGAUUUGCUGCAGCAAAAAGACAACCAGAUUAAGCAAAGUCUGGAAGAGAAGCAGCAUGUCUUUGCCACACUUUAUAAUCAUGUGGUGGGUCGGGAAGCCCCUUCCAGAGGGCUGCUUCUGCGAGGUGAUUCUUCUGACCUCCAGCAGGGGGAGGCCUUGUUAAGUGGCGCCAUUGAAGAGUUGGAGAAGUUGCAGAACCUGCUCUUUUUGAGGAUUAAACACCUAGAUGUUCCUGUGGAGGAGGAGACUGAGAUACAGCAAAGUGUGAUCAGGAGGGCAGAGACCUUUAAAGGAACAUCUGAUUACCCUGUAGCUAACAGCAUGAAAUAUGAAGAUGCAGCUGAGAAGGCAGAAGGCAGGUCAAGUAACUGUGACCACCUGCUCAAGAACUUGUCAAUCUCUGAAGACCUGGAGAAGUCUGCAGACGAUGAAAGUGAAACCCACCAACAGCUACACUGUAGUUCAACCUCCAGUAUCUUCCCUAAGACUGCGGUGUUUGAUAGUGUUGAGAUGCUCACACAGACGCUCUACAGCUUAAAAGCACUCAUCGCCCAGCAGGACAGCAGGAUUGAACUGCAGAGGGUCUUCCAGUCAAAGAGCAAGCUGCCCGUCCGUAGCAACAGCAGCGUGCUGCUUGAGCAGGAGAAGCACCGCAACCUGGAGAAGCAAAGGGAGGAGCUGGCUAAGCUGCACAAGCAGCAGGUACAGCAUCAAGCGGAGCAGCAGCGCUGGGAAAAAGAAAAGGAGAAGCAGAGGAUGCUGAUUGAAGGUCAGGAAGCUGAGCUGCAGCAGCGACAGGAGGAGUGCAGGAAGAUGGAGGCAGCGCUGAAAGAAGAAAAUUUAGAGCUGAAAAUGCUUCGGGAAACUUACCAAGAGGACUUGGAGAGACUGAGGGAGACCACAAGAAAACUGGAUAGGGAAAAGGAGCAAGUUAAUCGGGAAAAGGAACGUUUAGAGAAGAUAAAGUCAAAGCUCAUCCCCAAUUAUGACGAUCCAACACGGUCCUCUACGCUCUCUGCUUUCCCAUCAUUCAGGAGCACCACAGUAAACGGAGGUGGGACUCUGACCCAACCUUCAAACCCUCUUGUCUUCACUGGUAAUUUUCCUGAUCCAGCAGACACUCCUCCGCUGGUUCCACCCCGGAGGGAGAGCAUCAGCCCUCGGCCGAACAAACAAAGGCUGCCCGUUCAGUUGAUCAGCACCACCAACGAGGUGCAGAAACCCGCAGAGGUGCAGCAGAAGAUUCCCAGGAAGCUGGCUGCCGAGGCCAAAGGAAAAGGAAAAACCUUGAAGGCGAAGCACUCCCACAAGAGGGCCCACAGUGCAGGUCAGAAACCUGCCAACAUAGACGUAAGCCAGGUGGUGCCGAUCCGAGUGACAGGGAAGGACGGGGGCAGUUUAAAAACCCAAACAAACACCGGUCAAAGUAGGGUCUUAAAUUCAGAUACCUUCAGGCCACCAGGAUCUGGGCAAAAUAUGAAACCGUCUCAGUCGUUCAUCGCACCAAAGUGGAACACCAUGGAACUUCCUCCACCACCAGCACCACCUCCCUUUCCAAAAGACAUACUUUCACAAGAGCAGGAGAAGAUAAUAGUUAUUUAAUGGAGAGCUUCGGGAGUCUGGAUGUGUCCCUCAGCAUGUAGGCUUACAGCACACAACACCAGGAUGACCAGCAAGAGGACAUUUUAAUGCAGAUGAAAAAGUGUUGCACAUUUUUCAGAGACUCUUUGGGGAGAAAAAAAUAUCUAAAACGUUUUGCCUUUUUGUAAAUGUAAAAAAUAUAUAUCUGUGUUUAACUGAUAAUUUUAAUACACAAAAACUCUGCCCUAAAGUUUUUUUUAAUUUUUAUUUUAAAUGAAAGUAAGUUUUCUUUAACUGUUCAGCACCCGACUCUUCAGCUUUCCUUUAAUUUUAACUACAGUGAUGUGUGUACAGCUUAGAUUUAACAAGUUUACGUCUGUAAAUAUAAAUGGGCCAUAUGAUCUCCAGAUUUCUUCUGUGCGUCUGCUUCUCACUUUGUGCACAGAUCAGUCAGUCCUACUUGUUAUUGAAAAUGAACAAAUCCAUGUAAAUAGAAGCAGAUUUUGCAGACUGUACACACAGUAUUGACCUGGGAUAUUUUAGCUUCCAACAAACCCGUCCGAGUUUAUAACGACGCUGGUUCUGACUGGUGAUGUUUCAGUUUAGUAAAACAUCAUGAAGUUUCUGGUGGAAACACAAUAAAACAUCAACUGGUUUUGUGUAAAAUAGUCAACAAACUUCAUCUGUACAAUCAUGCAAUUAAAAUGGUUUAAAUCAAGAAGUCAAAUCUGUUCAAAACUGCAAGUGCCUUCAUGAUGCUUCAUGUUCAUGUUUUAAGCGUCUUUACCUCUUCCAUGAUGUGGUAAAUCUCAGUUACUUUAUUUAUGUUGUUUAAUUGAACUUUUUAGGAGCAUUAAAAACAAGUCUGUUUAGAUAAAUCUAAGAAAAGUUCUUGUUCUGUAAGAAAAAACUAAUAUAUUAUGAAGUUUAAUGGAAAAUGCACCUGACCAUGUUUGUCCAUCUAGGUAUUGGUUCAAUAACCAUUCAUCAACCAAUA
Molecule: messenger RNA, 4554 nt
Organism: Girardinichthys multiradiatus
Lineage: Eukaryota; Metazoa; Chordata; Actinopteri; Cyprinodontiformes; Goodeidae
Gene: arhgef18a
Product: rho/rac guanine nucleotide exchange factor (GEF) 18a
Exons: 21
Coding region: 684-3578 (964 amino acids)
Biological process (GO): regulation of Rho protein signal transduction
Cellular component (GO): plasma membrane
Molecular function (GO): guanyl-nucleotide exchange factor activity
Source: RefSeq, a predicted model, not a curated record